AUGAAAUAUAUUGAUAAUCCUGUCUUAUAUAAGUCAAAUUAUUAUGAUAAUUUCUUUAAUGUAAGUAACUUCAAUUAUUAUGGAGAUUGUGGAAAAAUAUUUAAAUAUAAAAGACAUAACUCACGAGAUUUAUUAUUUUAUGGGAUUGGAUAUAAUGCUGAACAAUGGAAAAGAAAUAAACCUCAAUUAAUACGUGCUUUAGGAAUUACUUGUAAUAGUAUUCCAUUUGCAACAAAAGUAAUGAUUAAUUUUAAAGAACCGCCACCACAAGACCUUCAAAAAGAGUUUAAUAAAUAUAAAGUUCAAGUUAUUCAAAAACCAAUUAACAAUGAAAAUCCUGUGAAUCAAAGAUAUAUAGAGUAUUAUUAUUAUUUACUUAAAUAUAAAAAGAACUUUGAUAGAGUAUUAAUUAUUGAUAUUAGAGAUGUCUUUAUAUUUGGUGAUAUUUUUUCUACAUUCUCAAGUCAAGAAAUAGUGUUUUCAACUCAGUGUUAUGGUAUAAAAAAUAAUGAAACUCGUUGUAAUUAUUUUGGUCAACCUGGAUAUCCUUAUAAUGAUGAAUGGCUUGAGAAAGGAUUUAAUAAAGAAAUUAGAAACCAGUUUUGUAAAAAUAAAUAUAUUAGUCUUAAUGCUGGUGUAGUUCUUGGAGGUAUUGAACCUAUGUUUGAAUUUUUAAGAAUAAUGAAAGACUCGUUAUUGUCUCGUAAAGAAAAACUUUCUUUUUGGGGAAUUGAACAAGCAACAUUAAAUUAUUUAUAUUAUACUAAUGCCUUUAAAAAACUAAAUACAACAGUAGAUCAAUGUACUCAAAGAACCUGCUUCUCAGAUUGGCAUAAUGGAAUGUAUAACAACAAAACAAAAAUCAUGUACAGUUCAUUGAAUGGAUGUUCCCCUGUAUUGCGUCAUAAAAUAAAAUCAACAAACCAUCCUAUUGUACUUACUUAA
Entamoeba nuttalli P19 is the source of this 945-nucleotide messenger RNA. RefSeq lists its product as hypothetical. The transcript has a single exon. The coding region runs from base 1 to 945 and encodes 314 amino acids. The record is from RefSeq and is a predicted model, not a curated record. NCBI's taxonomy places the organism in Eukaryota, Evosea, Mastigamoebida, Endamoebidae.